Messenger RNA from Rhipicephalus sanguineus (brown dog tick), 8992 nucleotides. It is a transcript of the gene Usp7, whose product is annotated as ubiquitin carboxyl-terminal hydrolase 7. NCBI's taxonomy places the organism in Eukaryota, Metazoa, Arthropoda, Arachnida, Ixodida, Ixodidae. Gene Ontology annotation, cellular component: nucleus; cytosol. The record is from RefSeq and is a predicted model, not a curated record. Gene Ontology annotation, molecular function: cysteine-type endopeptidase activity; protein binding; cysteine-type deubiquitinase activity. Gene Ontology annotation, biological process: regulation of protein stability; protein deubiquitination. The transcript has 30 exons. The coding region runs from base 274 to 3822 and encodes 1182 amino acids.
CCCCCCUGCUUUCCACCAUCUUGUUUACUCUGAUGUUCCGUGCGGAGUCAGCUUGCGCAGCGCAGCCGCCAAGUACAGCAGUUUGUCGUUGGAUGGUAUCCCCUGUCUGGGGGGCUGACACCAGCAGACAUUGGGCGGAUUGCGAGCAAGCACGUCAAAGUGACCGUGUCCGGCAAAAACUCCCUGGCACCUGGCAAAGAACGCGCGAACAGCAGCUCGACGGGUCGAUCUAAACGAACGCGUGAAAGCAGCAUCUCGGCCUCGGAACCCGCUAUGAACAACGCUCUCAGCCCCAAUGACAAAGACAGCAAUCGCGCAGACCUUCCCGAAGCGAUGGAUACGCAAGAAGGUGAUGACCACGCGGCGGUCCAGCAGCAGCCGCCUCCCCCACAGCCGCCGCAGCCGCCACCCUUAGCGGCUCCUCAACCUCCGCCGGCUCCCGUUCCCGCGCCGGACGGGCAGCAGCCGGCCUUCAACGCAGUCUCCAACUUGGCGCAGGCCGGCGCAGACGACGACCCAAUGGGCGGUGGCGGUGGGGGGGGUGGGACGCGUCCGAUGGAGCCCGCGGAGGAGCCGAUGGAAGAGGAAGAUGAGGCUCGUUCGGAGGCUACGUUUCGCUUCGUCGUCCCCGAGUUUUCUCGCCUCAAGGAGUCUCUGCUCAGCCCACCCACCUAUGUGCGCAACUUGCCUUGGAAAAUCAUGGUGAUGCCACGUACCAACACAGGCAACGACCGACAGCCGACGAAGAGCCUCGGCUUCUUUCUACAGUGCAACGGCGAGUCCGAGUCUUCGGAAGCCUCUGAAGGCGAAGACAGUGUGCCAACGUGGUCCUGCAACGCCACUGCCGAGCUGCGUCUAAUUAGUCAGAAGGAGGGCGUCGAAAACUUUGUCAGAAAGAUUCAGCACCUUUUCUAUGGCAAGGAGAACGACUGGGGUUUCAGCCACUUCAUGACGUGGAGUGACGUCUUGGACCCAGAGAAAGGCUUCAUCGUGGACGACACCAUCAUCCUCGAAGUCUGGGUGUGCGCCGAUGCUCCGCACGGUGUCAGGUCGGUCUGGGACUCCAAGAAGCACACAGGAUACGUGGGCCUCAAGAACCAGGGCGCCACCUGCUACAUGAACUCAUUACUACAGACGCUGUUCUUUACGAACCAGUUACGAAAGGCUGUCUACCAAAUGCCCACCGAGAGCGACGACUCGUCCAAGAGCGUGGCGCUGGCAUUGCAGCGGGUGUUUUACGAACUGCAGUUUUCCGAUCGACCCGUCGGCACCAAGAAGCUCACCAAGUCCUUUGGGUGGGAGACUUUAGACUCAUUCAUGCAGCACGACGUUCAAGAGCUCUGCCGAGUGCUGCUGGACAACAUGGAGAGCAAGAUGAAGGGCACCUGCGUGGAGGGCACGAUCCCUCGUCUCUUCGAGGGCAAGAUGAUCUCGUUCAUCAAGUGCAAGCACGUGGACUACGCGUCUCGGCGCAUGGAGCCCUUCUACGACAUCCAGCUCAACGUCAAGGGUAAGAAGAACAUCCACGAGAGCUUCCAGGACUACUGCGCCACCGAGUCGCUCGACGGCGACAACAAGUACGACGCCGGCCAGUAUGGACUUCAGGAAGCCGAGAAGGGCAUAAUCUUUGCCUGCCUGCCGCCCGUGGUGCACCUGCACCUGCUACGCUUCCAGUACGACCACGUCACCGACAACAACAUCAAGAUCAACGACCGGUUCGAGUUCCCCGAGCGCCUCAACCUCACCGAGUUCCUCACCGAGGGUGGGGCCAACUCGGGCGGCCCGGCCACCUACACUCUGCACGCGGUGCUCGUGCACAGUGGGGACAACCAUGGGGGCCACUACGUGGUGUUUAUCAACCCGCGCGGUGACGGCCGCUGGUGCAAGUUUGACGACGACGUUGUGUCGCGCUGCACCAAGCAGGAGGCCAUCGACCACAACUUUGGCGGCACCGACGAGGACGUGGCCGUCAGCCGACACUGCACCAACGCCUACAUGUUGGUCUACAUCCGGGACAGUGCCAUCAAUGAGGUGCUACAACCGGUCACCGAGAACGACAUCCCCGAACAGUUGGUUGAGAGGCUUCAGGAAGAGAAACGUCAGGAGGCCCUGAGGAGGAAGGAACGAAACGAAGCUCACCUCUACAUGGGCGUCCAGGUGCUGACCGAGGACAACUUCACAGGUCACCAGGGCAACGACCUGUACGACCCUGAGAAGGCUAACUACAGGAACUUCAAGGUAAAAAAGCUGGCGACGCUGCGAGAGUUGCUGGAGUUGGUAGCGGAACAGAUGGGCUACCCGUUGCAAGGCAUUCGGCCGUGGGCCAUCACGUACCGCUCCAACCAGACCUUUCGCCCGGCUGCCAUCGACCUUGAGGCCGACCUUAACAAGACGGUCAUCGAUCUGUCGGAAAAUUCGAACCCAUGGACGAUCUUCAUGGAAACGAUAGCCCCCGACCAGAACAUUGACCGCCUUCCGGACUUUGACAAGGAGACAGACGUACUGCUCUUUUUCAAAAUGUACGAUCCUCGGCUGAAACAGAUUGCAUACUGCGGCCAUGUUUACAUGCCUAUCGUCGCCAAAGCCAAGGAGCUGCUGCCAUUGCUAAACAAGCGAGCCGGCUUCCCAGCUGACACGGAAUUGGUGCUGUAUGAGGAGGUAAAGCCGAACAUAGUGGACAGGAUUGAAGACCUGGAGCUUCCACUGGAAAAGGUUCUGGAGGAAUUGAUGGACGGUGACAUCAUUGUCUUCCAGAGGCUUGACCUGAAUGUGGACGAGUACGAACUGCCUACUGUCAAAGACUACUUCAGGGACCUCUUCUAUCGGGUCGAAGUGACGUUCUGUGAUAAAAUGAUCCCCAACGACCCCGGAUUUACGAUGGAGCUCUCACUCAAGAUGAACUACGACCAGAUUGCGCGUGCCGUGGCGCAGCGGUUAGGCACAGACCCUUAUUUAUUACAAUUUUUCAAAGUUCAGAGUUACCGCGAAGGUCCCGGUAACCCGCUGAGGUGUACAUACGAGGGAACGCUCAAGGACCUGUUAGUGUUCUUCAAGCCAAGGCAACCCAAGAAAAUCUAUUACCAACAGUUGAGCAUACGAAUAAACGAACUCGAGAGCAAAAAGCAGUUCAAGUGCAUCUGGGUGAACAACAAGUUCAAGGAAGAGAAGGAGUUGGUCCUCUACCCGAACAAGAACGGCUGCGUCAGUGACCUGCUCGAAGAGGCACGCAAGCAGGUGGAGCUCUCGGAGGAUGGUUCGGGGAAGCUCAGGCUGAUGGAGGUGAUCAGCUACAAGAUCUUCUCGAUCCAGCGGGAGGACGUUCCCCUGGACAGCCUGAGCCAGGCCAACUCGAAAUCGUAUCGCAUCGAGGAGAUCCCCCGGGAGGACCUCAUUGUGGCCGACAACGAGAUCCUCAUCCCGUGCGCCCACUUCCAGAAGGUUCAGCGGAGUCGCGACUAUCAGAGCGAUUCGCCCGACGACAUUAUUACUUGUAAUCAAGAGAUCUUCUCAACGUUUGGUGUUCCCUUCAUGCUGAAGAUUAAGCAUGGGGAACCCUUUGCAAAAGUCAAGGACAGGAUCCAGAAGAAGCUGGAUGUCCCCGACAAAGAGUUUGAAAAGUACAAGUUCGCCAUCGUAGUGAUGGGGCGGGCGCAGUUCAUCGAAGACAACGAUUAUGUCGUCAACCUGUCCGACUUCAUGGCCCAGGCGCCCCAAGCAACAGCAAUGCACCCGCGGCCGUGGCUGGGCAUUGAGCACGUCAACAAGGCGCCAAAGCGGUCUCGCUACAACUACCUCGAGAAGGCCAUCAAGAUCCACAACUGACCGGCACGGGCCUCCAUCUCAACCAGGAGUUGCAGCGGAGACGCCAGGUGCGCUUGAGGACGAUGACACUUGCACGCCACCACCACCACUACCAUCCGAAAAAAAGAGGGGUCGAACCGUUGUCGUCCCCUCCGGCAUCUGGCAAACGACGACGACAAAGACGGUGGUGGCAGUCGGCAAAAGCAACGGGCGGCGGCAAACGGCGCACGCGCCGCCGCCUUUGCCGCGCCGAGAGAGAAAAAAAAAAACGCUUUUCCGCGGCGGCGACGACGGCGGUGGCGGUCUCGCCGUCCUCCUCUUCCCUUGACGUCUUUUCUUUUUUUUUUUGCAUCCUCUCUCUCUCCCUCCCCCCUCCUUCGGCACGUCGGCUUCUCCUUUCCCCCGAAAACUGCAGCGACGGGAAAAGGACAGUGUGCUACUGCUGUGCGUGUGUGUGUGUGCUAGGAAGUAACUCUUGCUGUGACAGAGAAAGAGAACUUGGGGGGACGUUUUACGACGGCAUCGAUUGAAAGUAUUUUCUUUCUUCGUUUCACCCGCUGCUCAUGGCCAUGACUUGCAUCUCCACGCUCCCCUCCCUUCGCCCUCGCUUAGUCUUUGCCCUCUCUCCCGUCACUGUGUUUACAGUGUCCUUUUCUUUUUCUUUUCUGUCUCAGAAUAUCCCUGUGCACACUACUGGGAGCUCUGUCUGUCUCUGCCGUUAAUGUCAAGGUUUUCCGGUUUACGUUUACUUUCACCAGACAUGUAUAAAAAUCCGCACUUUAUUUACACUCGUCUCUUAAAACGCCACUUCGCUUUUAUACUCUCAAGCGUUUAUUUUGAGAAGUUUUCUUAACUGAAAAGCGUUCAUUGGGAGGACUAGGGCCAGUCCUGGCAGUCUUAGUUCGUCUCUCCUCCGCCCUUAGUCAUUCGUAGGUUCUCCUGAUAGUUGCGGCGACAUUUCCCGGCUGAAUGAAUUCUUCAUAGAGUUUUCGCUCCUCGGUUGGUCAGGUUAUUGCUGCCUCGAAUAGUCGCGCGUUUUAAGCGCCCGUUCCUUGGUCCUCUGCUAGAGGAAAGCUUUUGUCUUGGCAUUUAAGCCUGUACUCUGCUAGUCUCCUUAAGCCAACUUUUCUUUUUCUAAUCGCUGCCAAAGUCCCAAAUCCGUUAACGUGAGGAUAAACUGCCACACCAACUGCGCACACUGGGUGAAAUCUUUUUUUUUUCUUUUCUCAUACAAAUGUUUUCUCAAAUCACAAUUAUUGUUCAGUGCAGGCAAAAGCUCACAUAUUUUUACUCUGGUCUCGUCAGAACUUCGUUUAUGGAAUGCCAAAAGUUUUCGAUGUUCUCAUUCACAGAUCAUUAGCUUGUAAAACAUUAGUUCGCAUUUUACUAAUGAACCAGUGCAUUGACUGUAGGUGCAGUUCUUAUGGUGCCAUCUUGUGUUGAUUUAGUCUACAAUACCUCACAACAGUUCUGCGAGGUUUUGUGCAAACGUCAACAAAUCCACUUCAACCUUUGCUGCUCCUACUACAUUUGCGCCAGUCAAUGGGUUUUGUAGAACGCAAUCGGUGUUCAGAGUUGUGGUUCGGUGUGCCCUAGUUAGCGUGACAAGAUGGCACCAACAGCGGUACUGCACAUCUUUCUCUGCGUGGUGUUCGCGUGUAGAAAUGCAGCGCGUUUAUCUAUGGCCUAAAGCCAAAAUAUGUUGCAGCUGCCUUUGUGGCGUUAUUUUCUGGCCUAAUCGUGCUCAAGAAAUUUUAUUUGUAAAGCUCUGGUACAUUUUUUUUUCUUGUAGAGAGCUUAUUGUGCUGUGGAAGCUCUGCAACCUAAUCGUGCAACACAAUUCUGCCGAUUUUACACCCUUGUUACACCCUGCUUCAUGCCCGUCUAAACAUUAUUCACAAAUGUGGUGUAAAUUACUCCGAUUGUUUGUUUUUGUUUCCGUAGACAACAGCGCGCACCUUUUUACUGCGGUACCAAGCGAGUUGCAUAUGGUUCCCAUCAAAAAAAACGGGAAAUACUCAACAAUAUCCACCUCUUCGUGGGUAUGCCAUAUAGAGGGAGCAAUUUAACCCCAUUGACUAUCCACUCAAUGGAGGGUGUUAGUUACAUCCAAAAGGGUGUGAAAUGUACACUAUUUUCAACUAAGUAUCUUGGCUUGUGAAAAAAAAACUAAAUGUACCGCACUUGUGUCUAUCGGUGCAUGGAAAUGCACUGCAUCAAGCUCUUGGUGUACAUGUUCAGUUGUGAGCAGUGUGUGGCAACCAGUGGGUGGUCUCGGCACAAGCAGUUGUGUUAAAACGGAGCUGACAAAGGAGUGUGAUGUACUUAGAUCAUCUGUCGCGGGCGUGUUGUGUCGGAGUGCUGGAGAAUUGCUUAUAAAAGAUUGUGGUCACCGUGCAUCUCCCUUGUUCUUUUUUCCGAGUGUUUGGCUUCGAUUGAGUGUUGUUCACUGCUGCCGGCGGCAACCAGACAUAGAUCUUGCAAUACAGCGUGCUUGUGGAACACUGCCUCGAGUACACUUUUGAAAACAACCUGCACAAUUUGAGGCGUAUCUGUCCCAUGCCGGUAAUAGUCAUAAUUGUACGCCUUUUCUUGCAUGCACGUUACGGGCAUGACACAGCGUUUUGGGCCGAAGUGUACAAUAUUAAGCGUACUGUUUAAAGCAAAUAAAUGCGAGCAGUAACGGGAUAAUCGCAAUUUUUUUUAAAGGCUCAGAUGAGCUUUGCACGGUGUAGCAUGCAACAGUAUACACCGGUGGAUGUUUUACACCACAUGAGUUGUAAACUGUACAGGUACGCCUCAAAGGGUGUAAACACAAAUUUGUGACCCUUGGCGGUUUUACACCAUAUAAGGUGUAAUUAAGGCAGAUUUGCUUCAAAUGGUGUAAAAUGUAUUAGUGUGCACAGUCAAACAUCUUACCCUGUUGAUGCUGCAUCAAUAUUUUUUGCAGAAAAUGCAGUAUACGGGGUGUGCAUGCACACAAGCUGAAUUAAAGGAAACGAAUCCUUGAUGUUAAACGUUUUGAUGUUUUGCAAAAAACAAAAAUGGCACCUUAGCGUUAACGCUGUCGCGAAAAAAGGAAGCUCCGAGAAAUGUAAACCUUCCUUCUACCGUUGUCGGUGGUCAAGGUCUUUUUCUGUUUCUUGAGAGAAAGUUCAAGCAAGCCUAACUUAACUGACACAUAACGUGCAACUAGUCUGUAAUGCGGCAAAAAAAAGGACCUCAGCCUUCAGCGGUUUCCGAUGUGUUAUUUUCCAAUGUGUUAUUGUGGUGCAUAAAAUAUGGCGGGCUUACUGUGGUGUACAUUUAUGGGUAUGUUUUUUUUUACAGAAGCAUUAGUGUCUGGUGCCUUUGUGUUUAUGCUAUUGGGAAGGAAUUGUGAAAUCUUGCUAGUGCGGGCAAAAGUAAAGAGCCUGCCUUGUGCUGUCGUAGUUGUACCUAGUGCCAUCGGUUUCCAAAAAGUGGUACGUUGUGGCCGCCAUGUAUGGUAUCGGUCCAUUUUUUUAAGGUUCAGAAAUAUGUGCAACGUCGAGAUUAUGCAAACGAGCACGGGUGUAUUUUCUUCACUGCCCUCGGUGAUUAACGUUUUUGUAUGUGCUUUGCAGUGAGAGUUCCUUUUCUCGUUGACUUCCUGUUUGCAAAGGCUUGCUGUUCUUUUAACGCUUGCCCUUGUGUGUAUUAUUCGCGUGGCAGUUUGUGCAGGUGUAUGCAGUGUGUAACAGUGUACCAGCUGCAGUGUGCAAUGCCUAUGUGCACACACGCAUACACACCUCCCCUCUUUAUUCUUAGUUCAUUAAUGCAAGAGCAUGUCAGCUGGCACGUUGAGCAUUUUCAUGGAGCUUUAUUACUCGGUGAUCUUUCUAUGUCAUGGUGUUUGUUUCACCAAAAAUUUUUGGGGAAGUAUCGUGAACCUGCACUUUUCAGGUGAUCGAAGUUGGCUUCUUUGGUGUGAGUGGAUUGAGGGCGCUUGGAACAGUGCGGCGAUUACGGAAUGUUUCGUGAAGCGAUCUCUAAACUGCAGCUCGUUUGCCACCUUUUAAGCUCUGCACAGGGAAGGAAGGUGCUUUGCAGUCUGAGCGUGCAGAGCGUUGCGAUUGCCGUUCCUUUCUGAGCAAGCAGGGAACGGCGCACUCAUUGACGGCCGUUGUACGACCGUAAAGCAGCAGUUUCCAUGGACGAAAGGAACGGGUGGAAAUUGCACCAAUCUCGCUUCUACGAGAUGUACACUUUCCUUAUCGCCUAAAAAAAAAAAUCUUGCGGAUUGAGAUGAGCAAGGGCAGUAUCCGAGUUGCCCAGAAUUCAAGAGCAAUCAAGUCUGCUGUUUAUCCAUGAGUCAAUUACGGACAAACCUCAUGACUGAGUUGCAUCUGACACGAAAAUUCCUUAGCUAUAUCCGAAAAUUUUCGACACUGACAGGACUAUACGCCAUUUUCUUUGUUAUAACCGGUAAUUCGUUAUAUCCACAUGUUAUUUCGAGGGUUGCUUUAUACGGACAUUUCCCAAUGGAUGGUGCAUAUCUGGCUACUGCUGUGACUUAUUUCCGGCUUCAUGUCGCGACGCUCGGUCUCUUAUUUGUCCCGUUUCCGUCUCUCGAUUCCUUCUAUCUUUUUUCCAUUUUUUGUGACAAGGGGUAGUCCGUCAGUAAGGAUAGUAGUAGCUGGGAGGGGAGUAGCCGGCUGCUAAGAGUCCGUACCGCUUCAAGUCCGUACCGUUUCAGGGCUGUACCACUGCAAGACCGUACUGACCGUAGCCUUGACUUCUCGUUCCGCAUAGCCACUUCUUAAUUUUUUUUUUUCUGUCGCUGUCUUGCGAGGGAAGGUGAGAUUACCUAGAGUCGGAUGCAAGGGAGGGGGAGGGCUGAGAAUCCUCAGCUGUUCUUUAGUCUUUUUUUUUUUUUUCAUUAUAUGCAUGUACAGAUUUAAAAGAAACAAGCAAGCGCGAUAAAACGAUGUGCUUGCGCGCCAAUGUUGAAAGGAGUGUGUGCGAAACGGCAUGUCUGUGUGUGUGAGUGCGAGUAGAACACUUUUUUUGUUUCUCUGCUUGUCGCGGGUGCCCGUUUGUGAAGUGGCGCCACCCCACCCCCCCAUCCCCCAGUGGUCGUUGAGGAACUUUAAGGGGCAGUAAUAUUUAGUGAAUGUUGUGGAACAUUUUUUUUUUUUUUUGAGAAUAAAACUUGGAAGGAAAAGAAAGA